This is a messenger RNA of Mycotypha africana, 2389 nucleotides long. RefSeq names its product 1-pyrroline-5-carboxylate dehydrogenase. The record is from RefSeq and is a predicted model, not a curated record. The transcript is spliced from 3 exons. NCBI's taxonomy places the organism in Eukaryota, Fungi, Mucoromycota, Mucoromycetes, Mucorales, Mycotyphaceae. Gene Ontology annotation, cellular component: mitochondrial matrix. Bases 424 to 2076 code for a protein of 550 amino acids. Gene Ontology annotation, molecular function: L-glutamate gamma-semialdehyde dehydrogenase (NAD+) activity.
GAAAUGUAAUUGAAUGACGCUAUAAGGACGGGAAGACUCGGGCACUAAAAAUGAACAUGAAAACCACCAAUACACAAACAACAUAAAUAAACAGGUGUAGGCAUAUAAAUCUAGAACUUUAAAUUUUUUUAAAGUUUGCGGGGAAAUUGUUCAAGAAUCGCACCCCUCCCCUCCCCCCACUUUACAAAGGUGGGGUUAUUUCAAACCAAUCAAGCUCUUUUGACAGCCGUGAGAACGAUAAGGUGAUUCUUUUGGAAAAGUGCAGCAACAAAAGCAAAAGAAAGCAGCUAAAACAGCAGUCAAUUUCUCGGAUAUCCUUUAUAAGCAGUGUUGUUACUGAAGUAUUAAGCUUUUCUCUCUCUCUUUCUUUUCUUUUCUCUUUGACUCUCAUCUUACAACUUCAAUUCUCGGAAAGUAAAAAAGAUGGCUACUCCUACACUUGCAAACUUCAAAUUGCCUCAAAUCGAUAAUGAGCCUAUGCUCAACUAUGCACCAGGUUCUCCUGAACGUGCCAAACUUGAAGCUGCCGUUAAAGAAAUGGCAGCUCAAGGACCUGUUGAAGUCCCUGUCGUUAUCAACGGUGAAAGAAUCUUUACCGGCAAGACAGCCAAUCAAUUGAACCCUUCCAAUCACGCAUCUGUUAUUGCCAAGGUUCACGAAGCUGAUGCUGCUUUAACUCAAAAGGCAAUUGAUGGUGCUUUGGCUGCUAAGGCUGAAUGGGAAACUCUACCUUUCAAUGACCGUGUUGCCGUCUUUUUAAAGGCUGCUGAUCUUUUAUCCAAGAAAUACAGAUAUAAGCUGAUGGCCGCCACGAUGCUCGGUCAAGGCAAGAAUAUUUGGCAGGCAGAAAUUGAUGCUGCUGCUGAACUUUGCGAUUUCUGGAGAUUCAACUGUAAAUAUGCUGAAGAAAUUUACUGUCAACAGCCACCCAAAAACGCUCCUGGUUCUUGGAAUCGUACUGAAUUCCGUGCCCUCGAAGGUUUCGUCUUGGCCAUCUCUCCCUUCAACUUUACGGCUAUUGCUGGUAAUUUGCCCGGUGCCCCUGCUUUAAUGGGUAACGUCGUUGUCUGGAAGCCAUCCCCCAUGGCCGUCUACUCCAAUUUCCUCGUCUACGAGUUAUUAGAAGAAGCCGGUUUGCCCGCUGGUGUCAUUCAAUUCGUUCCUGGUCCACCCGAAGAGAUUUGCGGCACAGCAAUCAACCAUCCUGACUUUGCAUCGCUUCACUUUACUGGCUCCACCCAUGUCUUCCGUAACUUGUGGCAGCAAAUCGGUAACAACAUCCACAAGUACAAGAUGUAUCCUCGUCUCGUGGGCGAAACAGGUGGCAAAAACUACCACAUACUGCACUCCAGCUUGGACGAAGCCGGUGUGCGUCAUGCAGCUUUGCAAACCCUUCGCGGUGCUUUCGAAUUCCAAGGCCAAAAGUGCUCUGCCUGCUCUCGUGCCUACAUCCCUCAAUCCUUGUUCCCUGCUUUCAAGAAGGUGCUUCUAGAGGAACAUGCCAAGAUCACGCAAGGUCCUGCCACCGAACUUCACCAUUUCUGCGGCCCUGUCAUCAACAAAGCCUCCUUUGAUAAAAUCAAGAGCUAUAUCGACCACGCUGCCGUCGACGACGAUUGCGAAAUCAUCGCCGGUGGCCAAUGUGAUGAUACCACGGGUUAUUUUGUUCAGCCUACUGUCAUUCUCACCAAGAAUCCUAUGGCGAAAACCAUGAAAGAAGAAAUCUUUGGUCCCGUCCUGACAGUGUAUGUGUACGAGGAUGUUGAUUUCGAACCCACGUGUCAAUUGAUCGGUGAUACCACAGAAUAUGGAUUGACGGGUGCUUUGUUUGCUAAGGAUCGUGCAUCGAUCGUAAAGGGUGCCAAUUUAUUACGUCAUACAGCAGGUAAUUUCUACAUCAAUGAAAAGUGUACAGGUGCUGUGGUCGGUCAACAACCUUUCGGCGGUGCUCGUGCUUCUGGCACCAAUGAUAAGGCUGGUUCCUGGUCUCUCUUGGUCCGCUUCAUCUCGACUCGCACCAUUAAAGAAAACUUUGUCCCUAUUGAAGACUUUGCUUAUCCUUCCAACGCUGUCUAAAAUGGGGGGUGGUCACUCUACAAGCUUCUGCUCUAAGAUAGCCCCCCUCACACUAUAACAUUAUUUUUAUUUUUUCGCUUCCACUAUUCUAAUAUGACAUUCUGUAAUUUCUCUUUCACAUGACUGUUUCUCUCGCUCUCUCCCUCCCUCCUCAUUUUUAAAACUUUCAAUAGCUAAAUUGUAAAAAAAAAAAGAAAGAAAACCGACUUUCUAUUGACACCCAUACUUUUUCGAUUUGUUAGAAAAAAGAGUGGGGGAAGAAGGUUUGCCGUGAAAGGGUCUCCCUUCUCCAAGCCCAUUUUGUAUCAUGUUC